AUGAAGGAGAGGAACAAGAGGGAGGAGAGGAACGAGAGGGAGGAGAGGAACAAGAGGGAGGAGAGGAACGAGAGGGAGGAGAGGAACAGAGUAGCUGGAGAGGAGCUGGAGUCUGGGAACUGGGCACAGGCGCUCUCUGCUGCCAGGAGCCCCAAAAAUGUGUCCGAACAACAACGCGCACUGUACAGGUCCAUCAUAAAGACGCCUGUGUUCCAGUGGAAAGACUGA
Knipowitschia caucasica is the source of this 228-nucleotide messenger RNA. The record is from the annotation of a GenBank genome assembly. NCBI's taxonomy places the organism in Eukaryota, Metazoa, Chordata, Actinopteri, Gobiiformes, Gobiidae.